Molecule: messenger RNA, 1687 nt
Organism: Struthio camelus australis
Lineage: Eukaryota; Metazoa; Chordata; Aves; Struthioniformes; Struthionidae
Source: RefSeq, a predicted model, not a curated record
AUGGCAGAUACGUUCCGCCUGCGAGAUACAGAGCGGUGGACGUCGCAGGCUGACUUGAAACUACGCUGGAGCAACAGGAAGUCCAUUUUGUGCGUGCAUAGUUCAUCUGCAGUUGUCAGUUGUGCAGGUAUUGAUUAUAAGACUACAACUAUACUUCUGGAUGGCCGACGAAUCAAGCUACAGCUCUGGGAUACAUCAGGGCAAGGGAGAUUCUGCACCAUAUUUCGGUCUUACUCAAGAGGUGCUCAGGGUGUAAUACUAGUGUAUGACAUUACAAAUCGUUGGUCAUUUGAUGGAAUCGAUAGAUGGAUAAAAGAAAUAGAUGAGCAUGCUCCUGGUGUACCAAAAAUCCUGGUUGGAAAUCGCCUUCACUUAGCCUUCAAGCGCCAAGUGUCUACUGAGCAAGCACAAGCCUAUGCUGAGAGGCUGGGCAUGACUUUUUUUGAAGUCAGCCCACUUUGUAAUUUCAAUAUUACAGAGUCCUUUACUGAGCUUGCAAGAAUAGUAUUGAUGAGACAUGGAAUGGACAGGCUCUGGAGGCCAAACAAGGUACUGAGCCUGCAAGACCUUUGUUGCCGUGCCAUAGUUUCUUGUACCCCUGUGCAUCUUGUUGACAAGCUCCCUCUCCCUGUUGCCUUAAGAAGCCAUCUCAAAUCUUUCUCCAUGGCCAAUGGCCUUAAUGCCAGGAUGAUGCAUGGACGCUCGUAUUCCCUCACAUCCAACAACAUCAGCAAAAGGAACAGCUUAAAGAAAGCUAAAAUUAUCCGUCCACCACAGAGCCCACCAAAAAACUGUACAAGAAACAGCUGUAAGAUUUCCUAAACUCUCUGUGGGAAAAGGAAUCUGGAUGGAAUCCCCUCAUGUGGAGUGUUGGAACACAAGGACUCUUUGUUUAAUAGUUGAGCAUAUUCUAUGUGUGUAUCACAUUGCAUAGACAAAAAUAAGAAAGAAAUCUUAUUUUAGAGCUUGCUCACUAAAGUAAUGCUGCUUUGGAAUGAAUGACAUGUGAAGUGCAAAGUGCAACUGAAAGGAUGUGGCAUUUUGCUGUUGGAUUUUCAUACUGUAUUUUAGUUGUUGAUGUGCAUGACGCCAUUGUUUUUACUAGUAGAUGUGUUUUUAUAUAGGGAAUAAUUAUAAUUAUUCUGAGUUCUUAAUUAUAUGAAAUCUGGAAAGUGACUUACUGUGUAUAUAAAAACCUGUGUUAUUUGCAAACUUUAUUCAAAAACACAAAAGAGAGUAGUUGGUUUGCAUAUUCAGGCAGAGGUUUUUAAAUGCAUUGUAUUGUAUAGAUUGUAAAUUCCACAAAUAGUGUGACAAAUUCUAGUAACAUUGCAAUUGUGCAUUUGGACUUUUGCAUUUUGGACUUCCUUGAUAGCCUCGAAGCACUAACUUACUAAGCUAAAAAUGUGUAUAUAGUUGUUAUGCACAUAUACAAUAAGGUUUUUGUCCCAUUAGUGUAUGAAAUAGAUUUGAUAAAGUUUUUGGUAUGUUAUUUAAUACUUUGGGGGGAUUAAUUUGUGGUUUAUAUACUUAUUUUUCUGUACAAAUCUACAUUUUUAUACCACUCUACAGGAAAGUUCUAGGAAGAAAAUGCCAAAGACACUGUGGUAAAGGGAAUGUGACUUAAAAAGCUGCUUUAUAAGAAAGAACACUAUUUAAAAAAAAAUAAAUGUUUCUGGAAAAGAAA